This is a messenger RNA of Doryrhamphus excisus (bluestripe pipefish), 1427 nucleotides long. NCBI's taxonomy places the organism in Eukaryota, Metazoa, Chordata, Actinopteri, Syngnathiformes, Syngnathidae. The record is from RefSeq and is a predicted model, not a curated record.
CGUUGUUGAAAAAAAGUAUUUGAAAGAAAAAGAUGGCGCCUGAAAAACGUUCGCUCACAGACCAAGACGGUUGCGGUACUGUCGCCGCUGUGGAAACGACGGAUGAGGCCAAUCAUGCAUCCAAACUAAAAUGCUCCCCCUCCUCCUCCCAGGGCAGUGCCCCGCCGCAAAAAUCACCCCGUAUCGAAAUGCAGGCCCCCAAAACGAUGACGCCAGAAACCGGAGAGGAGCAUCCGGACUCAGACCUGCUGGAAAUGGCAUCUGGAAGCGCGGAGAAACCGGCGACGUGUCCGCCAGCCAGUCCCACUACUGCAAGGAGGAAAUCCUGGAGGAGAGCCACCAUGACAAGACGCUCCCUGCCUACACUUCCCAACCCGUAUCAGACUUUGUGCAGGAACAUCAGCACAUCUUUAUCACAGCAAGAGAGGUUGAGUCUAUUGACGGAGGCUGCCAUGAAGCUUGCCAUUGACAGACUUCAAAAUCCACUCAAAUCAGUGACAAAUUCAUCUCCAGAGGUUUUUCAAAAACAAGUUGAAAACUUGCAGACGGAGUGGCACUCUCUGACCCAAAGCACAAGCAAUGAACAAAUACCUGACAGUGCAGCAAGAUGUGACGAUCUUGCAAUGCGGACAGCUACGGAAAAAUUUGUGAAUACCACUAACAGGCUUCAAGCUGAAAUUGAGUCCUGGGAAGGACUCUUACAAAAACACCAGAGUAGGGCAGAAGAACUAAAAAGGAAAGUGGCUCAGGGCCAUAAGAAGGCCGUCUCCUUAGAUCACACAUGUUUGGCCUCAUCUUCACAAUACCAGUUCAUUCGAAAUAAGCCCGACUACCACAGCCUCCUCUGUAGGCAGCAACCCGUCAUGCACACAAUGGCAGCAAUUAUGGAUACUCAGUGUAAGAUAGUCCGAGAACUUCAGUCCAUCAAGGAGCAGUCACAGCUGAUCGUGAAAGAGACCAGUGGUCGACUGGCGGCUCAAGCUGGAUUCCGGGAUCAUUCCGCCGACAUCAUUAAGGAACUUGUGAUGGCACCUUUCCCGUCCACAGCCACAUAAGGGCCUUAAAUGGAGGCAAGCCCUCAAAGGACAUUGUAUAUAAAUAUAUGUAUAUAUUUUUUUUGUGGGGUGGAGUCAUUUUGACUUUUCAAUAUAUUUGAUAGUGUGAACUAUGCCUGUUCAUACGUAAACAGCUGAUAGUUGAUGUAAUUCAGUUAUGUGACCAGCAGCUGGCAGUAUGCAUCUUAAAAUAAUGCAAAGUUGCAAGCUGCUAUAGCUUCAUGAAAUGCCUCCUCACCUCCUAAAAAAAAAAAAAAAAAUUAAAUCCCAGAGACUCUUAUAAGACUAGACAAAUGAGUGCAUGCAUGGUGUCAAUUUCAAAGAAAUGUACCAUAUAUAUUUUUUGCAGUAGUACAAGUAGUAGAACGACCA